Molecule: messenger RNA, 906 nt
Organism: Lottia gigantea (owl limpet)
Lineage: Eukaryota; Metazoa; Mollusca; Gastropoda; Lottiidae
Exons: 1
Coding region: 1-906 (301 amino acids)
Source: RefSeq, a predicted model, not a curated record
AUGCUCCCCAACUACAACAACCACUGGCAAGAAGCCAGAAAUAGAAACACUAAUCGUCAACCAAACCAAUAUCACGUACCCUACAACGGCCCUGUCUUCCAUCGACCUCUACCACCUACCAAUCGCCGACUACCAACCAACCCAUCCAGCUAUAUCCCACCCCAUCGCCGACCUACCUACAACACAGCCUACCAAUCAAGAGGUAACCAUCGACCUGACCAAGAACAGAAACGACUACCAGCCCACCGACGCCAACCAGUCCCCACUCAUAAGGAGGAAGAACCCUUUGUGACGGUGUUCUUCCAAGUUUUGCAGUGCCUCCAUCAUUUGGCAAUCCUUACCCAAGUCUCUGAGUUGGAUAGUUUUAUCCGUCCAGCAAUGAAAACAUCAGCUGUCGACGCGAAUAUUAGAUCCCUCAAUCGGACAUGGCUCUGUAAGGUUACGCAGGUCCUGAUCGACCAUUACCAAACCACACUUCAAGAGAAGCUGACCACCAUUCGUACCAAGUCUUUAUCAUCACCUGCCGUCGACCGCAUCGUUUCUCAUGCCCUGUCCUGGGCCCGUCGCUACUAUGGGAAACGUCUCACUCAAGCUGUAAUUUCCAAAUUCUACCAAAUAAUCAACGAAACAAAAACCAGAGUAACCAUAUCUCUACCAACUGAAAUGGACACUACACCUGCACCAUCUAGAGCUACCACGCUGCCGAACCAAACCCCUAAACGAGCCCGAAGUUCACCUACCCCUAGUCCAGCAGACAUAGGUAAACGCUCUCGUAGAGAGGGCAUACCCCUUCUCUUUUCACUUUCAGACCAGUACCAAUCACACCGUCGACGACCAUUAUAUCCGCUACCAAACCGUAUUAUCACCAAACCAAGGACUAAUCAUUAUGGAAACUACCUGCUCUAA